AUGGCUGAAGGUGAAAGCAAGGUUACCGAGACGCUUCUAGAAGCUGUGGCUGCUCUGCUGAAAGAGGUCAAAGAUCUCAAAUCCGAGCAAAAAGUGGUAGUCCCGUUGCAGCAAUCGAAUGAGGUUUCUGUGGAUGCUUUGUCCAGAGGCAUUUCCCCUUUUUCAUAUGCCCCUGAACAAAACCUCACUUUCGACAUGUGGUAUCAGCGCUACAAGAGCACAUUUUUGCUCGAUGGCAAGAAUUUGGAUGAUGCUGCAAGAGUGAGACUGCUUCUUAGACGUCUGGAUGCAUCGUCUUAUGAGCGAUAUGCCAGCAAUUUGCUGCCACGUGAGCCAGCCAAUCUGAGCUUCGAUGAAAAUGUUGCAAAUUUAAUAAAGCUCUUCGGAAAGGGUGAGUCUUUAUUUUGUACACGUCGAAAGUGUCUUCAGCUUAUUCUCAAAGACACUGAUGAUCUCACAACCCAUGCUGGAGUGGUUAAUCGUCACUGUGAGGCAUUUAAAUUAGCGGAAUGUACUGCAGAUCAUUUUAAAGCAUUGAUUUUUGUCAAUAGCCUGCAAAGUGAAAAGUAUGUUCUAGUCCGGGAGCAAUUGUUGACAAAACUCGAGACGGAACCCGCGGAUAAAAUCACUCUCAAUUUUAUGGUAGAGGAGGCUCGUCGCCUUAUCAAUGUGAAAAGUGAUUCCCGCCUCGAUACUCCCGUAGCUAGUGUUAGUGUCUUAAAGAAAAAGGAUUUUGCGCCCAAGAAAGACAAACCCCCACGUCCGUGUUACCUUUGUGGCUCCAUGCAUUUCGUGAAAGAUUGCUCCUACGUGAAUUCUAAGUGUUCUGAGUGUGGCAAGGUCGGGCAUAAAAACGGAUAUUGUCCCUCUUUUCCCCAAGAUUCAGAUAAAAAGAAAUCCACGGGCAAAAAGUAUUUCGCGAAGAAGAAAAAACAGUCCAAUCAGGCUCGCACAAACGCUGUAUUUUCACCCAGAAGUCCUGGAAGGAAAUACCUAUCCCCGAGAAUCAAUGGGCACACAAUUGAAUUUCAACUCGAUUGUGCAGCCGACGUGUCCAUUAUCUCAGCUGACACCUGGAGAAAGUUCAAACAACCCUCUCUCACACCUAUUUCUUUGAAAGUCAGGGAUGCCCAAUCUCACUAUAUCGAAAUUUUAGGAGAAUUUGAGUGUUCUAUUCGGCUUGGAGAAAAUGAGGUUAGGGGACGAUGUCUCGUAUCCGAGAAGACUUCAGGGAAUCUAUUCGGCAUUGAAUGGAUUGAGGCACUGGGAUUGUGGGAUUAUGCUCCGAGUUCCUAUUGCAACUCUGUCCAGCAGGAAAUCGACACUACCUCUGCGAUUAAGGAGCUACAAUCUACUUUUCCUGUGGUGUUUGGUACCGAAAUGGGUCAGUGCACGAAAGCCACUGCAUCCAUUCACCUCAAGCCUCAUGUCAGCCCCGUUUUUCGUCCAAAACGUCCUGUGGCAUUCCACCUAAUGGCUACGAUCGACGAUGAGCUUCAACGCCUGCAAGCUUCGGGAUUCAUCACUCCCACUGAAUAUUCGUCGUGGGCAGCGCCCAUAGUCGUUGCUAGGAAGCCCAAUGGCCGCAUAAGAAUAUGUGGAGAUUAUUCAACUGGCCUAAAUGAAUCGGUUGAGAUGAACAAUCAUCCGAUCCCAGACCCCGACAGUCUAUUUAGCCAGUUUGCCAAUAAACGUGUCUUCAGUCACAUUGACUUAUCAGAUGCGUACUUGCAGAUCCCCAUGGAUGAGGAAUCGAGUCAAUUAUUGACAAUACAUACUCAUCGUGGUCUAUUUCGAUUCAAUAGGUUGCCCCCUGGUAUCCGGAGUGCCCCCGGAAUAUUCCAAGAAAUCGUAGAAAGAAUGCUUCAAGGCAUUCCUGGGGUAAUUUCCUAUUUUGAUGAUAUCUGCGUGGCCAGCAGUGACACCAAAGAGCAUUUUGCGGUGCUCAAAGAAGUCUUCAAACGCCUGGAGGACUACAAUUUCCGUGUUAAAUUGGAGAAGUGCCGAUUUUUUUCGCGUGAAAUAAAAUUUCUUGGUGUCGUUGCAGAUGAAAAAGGCCUACAUCCGGAUCCCGAUAAAACUGAAGCAAUUUGCAAAAUGCCCGCUCCAUCCAAUGUUAGUGAACUUCGCAGUUUUCUCGGAGCAGUGCAGUUUUGGGGACGAUUCAUCCGAUCAAUGAGUGAGAUUAGAACUCCAUUGGAUCGCUUACUCAAGAAGGGUGUUCCGUGGAAGUGGACAGCUGAAUGUCAAGCUGUAUUCAAAAAGUUCAAGGAAAUUAUCACCUCAGAUCUUUUGCUGACCCACUACGAUCCAAAUCUCCCCAUUGUGGUUGCCUCAGAUGCCUCUUCAUACGCUAUAGGGUCUGUAGCCUAUCACCAGUAUCCUGACGGGACACAGAAGGCUUUUUACCAUGCCUCCAGACGCCUGACGGAAACCGAACAGCGCUAUAGUCAAAUAGAAAAGGAAGGGCUUGGAAUCGUUUACGCUCUCAAAAAGUUUCAUCGCUUUAUUUAUGGGAGGAGAUUUACUUUGCUGACCGAUCACAAACCACUUGUGUCGAUUUUCGGAAGCAAGAAAGGGAUUCCGGUACACACAGCUAACCGCCUUCAAAGAUGGUCGCUGAUUUUACAAAGUUACGAUUUUGAGAUAAAAUUUAUCUCAACCGACAGCUUCGGGCAUGCAGAUGUGCUGUCGAGACUAAUCAGUGCAAGUCGACCACCCUUAGAAGAAGUCGUGAUUGCAGAAAUUCAACUAGAGGAGACUCAAGAUCGUCUUAUCGUUGAGGAAGCUUCUUCGAGACUACCUGUGAAUUUCAACAUGAUCAAGCGCGCAACACAAUCUUCAGAGAGUUUACAGGAUGUUGUGAACUAUAUCAAGGGCGGAUGGCCGACAUCACUGAAGUCAAUUCGUUCCAAGGAAGUAGCGAAGUAUUUCAAGAUCAGGAAUGCUCUCUCGCUUAUCCAUGACUGCGUGUUUUACAGGGAGAGAAUCGUUGUUCCAGAGCAAUUUCGCAAGAAAAUCAUCACUCAACUGCAUGAUGCACACCCUGGUAUGUCCAGAAUGAAGUCCAUAGCUCGAGGAUACGUUUUCUGGCCGGGUAUUGAUAGCGAAAUUGAGCAGAAAGUCAAAAGCUGUACAGACUGCGCCUCUGCCGCAAAAACUCCUGUAAAAGCAGAAUUAGCAUCAUGGCCGCUAGCUACACAUCCCUGGGAGCGAAUUCAUUUGGAUUAUGCCAAAUAUCGAGGUGAAACCUUCUUGCUAAUCAUCGAUGCGUACUCCAAAUGGCCUGAAAUUUUCCGAACUCCGUCAUCAACAACCACGCAAACAAUUCAAAAGCUCAGAGAGACUUUCGCACGAAAUGGUCUUCCGGAAACAAUUGUUAGCGAUAAUGGGACGCAGUUUGUAAGUGACGAGUUCGAGGAAUUUUGUCGGAUGAACGGCAUCAAGCAUCUUAAGACCAAUCCUUACUGUCCAUACAGCAAUGGGCAAUGCGAGAGGCUUGUGGAUUCAUUCAAGAGGUCGCUGGAGAAGCAAGGGAGGACAAUUUCUUUGGAUGUUGGUCUUCAAAGGUUCCUGGCAAACUACAGAACUACUCCAAAUGAAAAUUCACCUGAUGGAAAAUCUCCUUCGGAGGUUUUGUUCUCGAGAAAAGUUAGGACGAUUUUUGAUUUGCUCAAAUUUCGUGAUCCGCAGGACCCUCAACGAAACAAGAAAAUGGAAGAGCAAUAUAAUCGCAAACACGGUGCAAAGAAACGCUCAUUCCAGAGGGGGGAGGAAGUCUAUGCAAAGAAGUUCUUCCAAGGUGGAAAGUUCACAUGGGCUCCAGGAACAGUGAUUGAACGUCGAGGCUCAGUCAGCUAUAAUGUGCGUUUAUCCGAUGGAAUCAUUAUCCGCUCACACAUUAACCAGCUUAGAGGCCGUUCAACAAAUUCAGAGAAGACUACAGAUUCACUUCCACUGUUCUUCGCACCCAGUGAUGCACCGACACACCCAACUCCUCGCCAGAGUCCCAACUCUGCGGAUGUUCCUAAGGAUUCCUCAACAGGAUCGAACAACUCUACUCCGAUUGCUACAACGUCGUGGAAACCAACACCAAUUGUCGCUAGUGACACUCCUGAUGGUUUAGGUUUGGAUACGUCGGAACCAGAAUUCCUUGGAUUUCCUGAAACUCCUCGUAAUACCACGCCAACACAGGAACCAAAGGAACCGAAAACACCGGACGCACCAAUUAGACCGUCUUCAUCGCCCAUAGCGCAACGUCUUCGUCCCGGACGUCCUGCUCCUGGGUCCUACACAGAAAGGAUGAGGGCACGUCGCCUCAUUCCUUAA
Molecule: messenger RNA, 4329 nt
Organism: Phlebotomus papatasi
Lineage: Eukaryota; Metazoa; Arthropoda; Insecta; Diptera; Psychodidae
Exons: 1
Coding region: 1-4329 (1442 amino acids)
Biological process (GO): DNA integration
Molecular function (GO): nucleic acid binding; zinc ion binding
Source: RefSeq, a predicted model, not a curated record